Molecule: messenger RNA, 644 nt
Organism: Nycticebus coucang (slow loris)
Lineage: Eukaryota; Metazoa; Chordata; Mammalia; Primates; Lorisidae
Gene: LYLDT1
Product: chromosome 12 C12orf54 homolog
Exons: 8
Coding region: 52-429 (125 amino acids)
Source: RefSeq, a predicted model, not a curated record
GUGCUAUCUCCAUCUUCAGUUCCAGAGUCCUUUGUUUCUGUCCAAGAACAAAUGGCACAGAAUGCCUAUCAGUAUCAACAACAAAAGGCAGAAAUGACAUCCAGGCAGCAGAGAAGCACAUCUGCAGAAGAGACAAAGAGAUCACAGGACAGAGAAGUAAACAUCACUGAAACCCUGUGGGACCAGGUGCUGAUGGCCUUUAAGGAUAUACAGAAGGAGCUGCAGGAAGAUGCUCGGAUUCGAGGGAUGAGCUCCACGACGCCCAUGUCAUCUGCACCUAGGACUGGAAGCAUCAGGCCUCCUGAUUGGGGGAUGACCCCAAAGUUGAGAAGAUCACAGUUCAGCACUGGAGACCAGCCAUCAGGAGCCCGUGCCCACAACCUAAAGACACAGCUCUCUGGUCAAUCAGCUUACUACCCUGGGCCCUAACUCUAUAACCAAGGAAGAAGGACCCCUCUGCUUCUGCCAAGCAUUUCACCCAGGUGGCCUUUCCCCAAGCUCCACCCUGCCUACCUGCUAUCGUCAGAAACACAGAUCUCACAGGUGCUCAUCCCAACAUGGGAGAGCAGCGGUCCAUGCAGGUGAUUUGACAUCUAGAACACAGCUUCAGUGGCCUGAAAUAGAGGUGUUAGAAAGACAUCGUC